CCGGGUCGCACAAGUCACGUGCAGCAGGUAUUGACCCAAAAGGAAACUGAGAGGAGGGGAGUUUCUUCCGCAGCUCUGUGUAGUGUCGCCCUGUGACCGAGUGCUGUUGAGUGGCGUGUGAGUGGUGAUGUCACGGACCAGAAACAGGAACCAAAACAAGGAGUGGUGGUUUCCACAGGAAGGAUGGACGAUGAUGAUUUUGGAGGAUUUGAGACUGCUGAGACAUUUGAAAGUGGAGAUAACGGCACGCAGCAUGCUGUCUCCCCGGCUAUACCAUGGGCGGCCUUUUCAGCAGUUCCGGGGAUGAAGCUGACACAGAGCUCCCCUCCAGACAUCCUCACGGACAAGACUGCUUCUUCUGCUGUAAGCCUCCCCACCGAACCUUCCCUCUACCAGGCUGACAUACCUGACCCAGCCCCUGUACCUGUUCCUUCCAGCGUACUUCCAGCUGUGCAGCAACAGGUGCCGCUCCAGCUUUCUCUGGAUAAUCCAUCAGGCUCUCCACUGACAUUGCCAGAAGAAGCCAAGCAGGCAUCUGCUUCUCCGAAAGUAAAUCUGGCAUUGGCGACAGCGAGGGAAUCCGAGAUUCAUCUCCAACAAGCACUAGCCAGCUUGGAGGCUAAACUUUCAGCUGCCGAAGAGGAAAAGGUUCGAAUUAAAAGUGAUUUGGAGGAGCUUAUGGAGAAGCAUUCAAUGUUAGAAAAGGAUUUCCUGAAAGAAAAGGAUGAAGCAGAGUCUUACAGAGACCGCUACACACAGCUACAGGAAAAACACAAGACUGAACUUGAUGAAAUGAGGAAGGCCGGACAUGGAGCUUUGAGCAUUAUCGUAGAAGAAUUCAAGGCUUUGAUGAAGUCAGCUGUUCUACAGCAACAGCAGACCAGUGAAAAACACCUUGAAGCUGCAGUACAAAAGCAAGCCCACAAGUGCGAAGAUCUGCUGAAUGCCCAGCACCAAAGGCUUCUAGAGUUGCUGGACACCGAGAGAGAGGCUUUAGAAGAAAAACUAAAAGAAGCAUUGAGUCAACAAGCGCAACAUCAGAAGGAAGCCCAAGAAAAAUGUUUACAAGAAGAGAGACAGAAGGCCCAGGAAGCAACAGAAGCUGCAGUUAAGGCAGAGGCGGCGCAUAUACAGGAAUCUCUUUUGGAGGCAGUGCGGCAGGAGAGAAGGAGGAUGGAAGAGGCUCACACUGAGGAGAAGGGCUCCUGGGAGGCAGAGCGGGCCAUGGUGGCUCAGAGAAUACAUGAAGCCCUAAUGGAGGAAAGAAAAAUAAGCAAGGAGGCUGUGAAAGGUGCGAUUGAGGAGGAGCGACAGAAUGGUGAAAAAAGAAUAAAAGAAGCUGUAGUGAAAGCCCGUGAGGAGCUGAUGGACUACGUGAAAGAACAGAAGAGGCUUGACCAAGUGACCAGGCAGCGAAACCUGUCCAGCCUGGAGCUAUUUCUUUCCUGUGCACAGAAGCAGCUGACUGCACUCAUGGAGGAUAAACCUGUAGGUGUUGACAGUGAAAAGAACUGAUCAACAUUCAAAACGCACUGUGAAGAAUGCAACGCCAGGGUGAGGGUCUUUGAGGGGGUUGGCUUGCUUGUUUAUUUCUUUUUAUUAUGACAAAAAGAUUGUAUCUUAUCAAUAAUGAUGGAAAGUCCUGCUAAAAAGUGCUUUAAUUAUGAUCUCUUUCUUGGGAAUGGUUUCUCUGAUUUCAAAAUGACUUGCAUCAACACCUGCUGUAGUUUGACAAAUAAUAAAAUACUUUUUAAAUCA
Molecule: messenger RNA, 1758 nt
Organism: Acipenser ruthenus (sterlet)
Lineage: Eukaryota; Metazoa; Chordata; Actinopteri; Acipenseriformes; Acipenseridae
Product: coiled-coil domain-containing protein 91-like
Exons: 14
Coding region: 184-1515 (443 amino acids)
Biological process (GO): Golgi to lysosome transport
Cellular component (GO): trans-Golgi network
Source: RefSeq, a predicted model, not a curated record